Molecule: messenger RNA, 1534 nt
Organism: Myxocyprinus asiaticus (Chinese sucker)
Lineage: Eukaryota; Metazoa; Chordata; Actinopteri; Cypriniformes; Catostomidae
Product: alpha-1-antitrypsin homolog
Exons: 5
Coding region: 139-1428 (429 amino acids)
Biological process (GO): negative regulation of endopeptidase activity
Molecular function (GO): serine-type endopeptidase inhibitor activity
Source: RefSeq, a predicted model, not a curated record
AGAGCAACAGUUAAUCAUAAGGGAUGGCAUUUACUGGUUAAUGUUUAAAGAUUUUACUCAGCUGAUGCUUGAAAGACUAUAAAUUGACCCAGCUCCAUCGGAGCAGUCUCCUGUCAAGAGGACUUUGAUGGUGAGAAAAUGUGGGGAAAGAUGUAUUGCUGUGUGAUUUCUGCCCUGCUGGUGGCAACGGCCUGGACUGCUCCCCACAACGGCCAUGACGGCCACGACCAUGGCGACCAUUCAGUUGACCACCAUCAUCAUCUCCACCAUGGAAAAGACGAACCCCACCCCAAACACGAGGGGGAUGAUGCAUGCCACCUGCUCGCUCCACACAAUGCCGACUUUGCCUUCGCUCUCUACAAGAAACUCGCUCUCAAUCCCGAAGCUCAGGGCAAGAACAUUUUCUUCUCCCCGGUCGGUAUUGCCAUGGCUUUGAGCAUGCUUGCUGUUGGUGCCAAGGGUAACACUCAUUCACAGAUAUAUAGCAGCCUGGGCUACAGUGGGUUGCAGGCACAGCAGGUCAAUGAAGGCUAUGAGCACUUGAUUCACAUGCUGGGCCACAGUCAGGAUGCCAUGCAAUUGGAGGCAGGUGCUGGUGUGGCUGUCAGAGAAGGUUUCAAAGUGGUUGACAAAUUCUUGAAGGACGUUCAUCACUUUUACAACAGUGAAGCCUUUAGUGUUGACUUUUCCAAGCCUGAGAUUGCUGCACAGGAGAUUAACAAGUUCAUUGCCAAGAAAACCCAUGACAAGAUAACCAAUAUGGUAAAGGAUCUGGACCCAGGCAUGGUGAUGAUGCUGAUCAAUUAUAUGUUCUUCAGAGGAAAAUGGGACAAGCCAUUUGAUGUAGCUCUGACACACAAAGCUGAUUUCAAUGUGGACAAGGACACCAAGGUGCAAGUAGACAUGAUGAAGAGAACUGGUCGCUACGACAUCUAUCAAGACCACGACAACCACACUACAGUCAUGAUGAUACCCUACAAAGGCAACACUUCCAUGAUGAUCAUUCUCCCUGAUGAAGGCAAGAUGAAGGAGGUUGAAGAGUUCAUCUGCAGACACCAUAUUAAGAACUGGCACGAUAAACUCUUCAGAAGCUCUGUGGAUCUGUUUAUGCCCAAGUUCUCCAUCUCUGCAACUUCCAAGUUGAAAACAACUCUGCAGGAUAUGGGAAUGGUCGAUGUGUUCGGUGACAAUGCAGAUUUAUCUGGAAUCACAGAGGAGAUCAAAGUCAAGGUGUCACAGGUUGUCCACAAGGCAGUCCUUAGUGUUGAUGAGAAAGGCACUGAGGCAGCAUCUACAACAACGAUUGAAAUAAUGCCCAUGUCCCUGCCAGACACUGUGAACCUCAACCGGCCGUUCAUGCUGCUAAUUGUAGAUGACAGCACCAAGAGCAUCCUCUUCAUGGGCAAGAUCGCCAAUCCUACAAAGUGAGGAUCUUGCUGGCCUUCUGCAUAAGACUGCUGAUCUUUGUCAAGAUAGUAUUGUAAACUACAAUACAUGUUUAUGAUGCUAAUAAAUUGAGUCAUGAUUCAAAAUA